This is a messenger RNA of Aphanomyces invadans, 1455 nucleotides long. RefSeq lists its product as hypothetical. The transcript has 2 exons. The record is from RefSeq and is a predicted model, not a curated record. The coding region runs from base 49 to 1182 and encodes 377 amino acids. Lineage: Eukaryota; Oomycota; Saprolegniomycetes; Saprolegniales; Verrucalvaceae.
CGUUACACUACGAUAAAAAUACCAUUCACGGCGUGCGUGCCCUUGUGGAUGGAGCGGAGCACGUUGUCCGAGUCACAGCUCGACCUGCGCAUCGAAGAGUGUCCGUCGGCGUCCCCGCUGUCUCGGGCCAAGUUGCACCGGCCACUGGCAGACAAACCCAUGUCAACCCGACGGUGUACUUCGACGGUCAAGCCCCCAGGAAAGCCGUCUUCGUCGCCGCCGAAAACGCCAAGCAAUCGCAACGUUCUGGAUGAAAAGGGCCGCCUCAUGCUCGAGGUGCUUCAGGACUAUGGGCCAUACACCCCCCGACGGGAAUACAGCUGUCGAUCGCUGCCAAAACCGCGGCAAGACGACUUCAUCUUGCGCCACAACGCCCAAAACAUCCACGACUUCAAGAAGGAAUACUCGAAGCGGUUUGGGACGUUGAAUCGACGCCCACCGCAGUUCCACAUGGACUCUCAUGACGUCCGCGUGUCCGUGGCCACCCAUCACGAACCCCUCUGGAAAGAAACGGGCGACGGUGUUUGGAUGCUCACGGAUCGAGGCCACUACACUCUCGUCCAGAGUAACUCGACGUCCGUGCCUCGAGCAACCAUUACGUUGCCCGCGCUGUCCCAACGAAUACUCGGGAGUCCGUUCAAAGAAAAGGCAGCCGUCGGGCGUCAUGUCGAUUUGUCGGAAGAUGCGUCCUUUGCAGCGCUGGUACGGCAGCAUCUGUACUCGCCGCGCCCUGUAGCCCAGCACUCGUUCGCCAAAGCCAGGAUCCCCAAAUACGCCCUGGCGCAGCAGCAACUCACACGGCGACCUAGCACGUCCGAUGGCCUUACGUUAGCCACGCCAUCUUCCCCCAAGUCCCACUCGCCGCACACUCGACCGUACUCAUCCGAUUAUAAGGACACACUGCAUUGGCCGCACUCGCCGGUGGCUUCGCCAAAGCCGUCCCCCUUUGGACACCAUGCAGAUGCCUCCGACAAAACAACAGCGACAUUCUCCGUCGUCGACAUCGAACCGAGCAUCGUCAACUUCCACAUGGUCACAGCCAAACAGACCUAUCACUUUCCCGUCAAAGUGCACAACGUCGGGACGAAACAAGAGCGGUUCCGCAUUCGAUCUCUGACAGUCAAGAGCGGCGGCGUCGAGUGCCUCCAGGCCGUGGUGCGGGGACCCAAGGACAACGUAUGAUAUCUCAUUGAACGUCGUUCCGUAGGCUGAAUAUGACAAAGACAAGGCGAAAUUGGCCCCCGGCCUGCGAGCCACCGUCACCCUGAUCAUAACCUUUGCCGCCCCUGGACCCAUCCAAGGCGUGCUGGACGUCGAAACCCCCACUGGCAAAGGCGGCGUCGCCCUCAUUGGCACUGUUGUGUCGAACUAACCACGUAACCUUUGCGACCCUUGAAGCAAUCGGCAUACUCCAACACUUAAACUAUUGUGACAUGGCGCCAUCUUGUGUUGUCG